CAAGCACCAGCCAGAUAGGUGCAGCAGAUAUUAUAGCAGCGCCAUACUCCUCCAUCAUGGCCUCAGCAGCAAAGAGCGUGUGCCGCACAGCAGCGCGCCAAUUGCGCUCACACCAACGUCCACGUUUCCAACCCGUCUCUCGCACGUUCACCACGUCUCGCCGCACCUUCGCCGAAGACAAGAAAGAUGCAGACAGCGCCAGCUACUUCAACCAAGCCUUUUACAACCGCCUCGCACGCGAUGACCAGGCCGCAUACACAUCCCUCACACCCGCCGAGCGCCAGCAAAUGGAGAAGGUAGACGCUGCUCUACGCGACGAGUUCGCAAACGACAGUCGCACCCACCGCGAUUUGGAGGAGCAGAUUGCCGCUGAACUGGAGACACUGGAUAUGGAGUUCCCUGCUGGUCCCGUUGAGAGGCCGCCCAAAAAUCAAGGCUUCUUCCAAAUGGGUGAGAAGGAAGACAUUGGUCCCGAUGAGGAUGAUUUCCAAGGAGACGACAUUUCGAGUUUGGGUCACGCAGAGCUGGAGCAAACGAGGGAACUGAGAGAGUAUGCUCGUCUUGCAGGCUGGGAGAUGCCUUUGUUGGCGAAUCUCACAAAACCCUACACACCACCCACAGCCGCCACACCCCUCCGCUUCCGCUACACAACCUACAUGGGCGAACAACACCCAGCCUCACGAAAGGUAGUCGUAGAGUUCGACCCCUCAGACCUCUCCCUCACACCCGCACACACCCAAAACCUCAUCAAACUAGCCGGCGUACGCUACAACCCCGUCACCAAACUCGUAAAGAUGAGCUGCGAAGACCACGAGACCCAAGCACAAAACAAGCGUUAUCUGGGCGACACCAUCAAGGGACUCAUUGCAAAGGCCCAAUCACCAGAGAGUGAAUGGCUCAAGGAUAUCCCUGUUGAUUUCAGACACGCAAAGCCGAAGAAGAGAUUCCAGUUCCCUGAUGAGUGGCUGUUGACGGAGGAGAGAAAGAAGGAGUUGGACGCGAGGAGGGAGGCUAGACAGUUGGCCGAGCAGACAAAGAAGGAGAGUCCGGCUGGUUUGAUUGAUGGUAUCAAGGAGAUUGAAGAGGCUAGGAAUAUUGAUCUGUCAAGAGUCGAGGCCCCCGUUAUGGCAGCGGCAAAGAUGCCCAUGGCCAAGGGUAAGCAGGGUAAGAAGGAGAUGAGACAGGGCAGAGCAUAGAAGAAAGUCUCUCAACCUGCUUGAUCUACUGUUGAUAAAUACUUGUACGAUAUUCUCUUCAUUGUAAAAAAGGAAAGCCUUUGAGCAUUUGAAUGGCGUUUAACUUGAUUCUUCCUCUGCAUCUGACACAAGGAAGAAAAGACACGAACCAAACUCAAGGCCAAGCACCCCUCAACAUCCUCUCCUCCUGCCAAACAAACCUCCCCCAAAUCUUGCUAAUCCCAUCAUCAAACGCCACAUCCUCUUUCCUCACAUCCCCCGGCCUCCUCCUCAACACCUCUUGAUUAACACCCACAAACUCAUUCCUCGUAAUCGCUAUAUUGAACGCGAAACUACUUCUCGCAAACCCUGCUAGAUAACUACUUCGUCUGAGAACUUCAUAGUCGACUAAACC
Messenger RNA from Aureobasidium subglaciale EXF-2481, 1590 nucleotides. RefSeq lists its product as uncharacterized. The coding region runs from base 57 to 1196 and encodes 379 amino acids. Lineage: Eukaryota; Fungi; Ascomycota; Dothideomycetes; Dothideales; Saccotheciaceae. Gene Ontology annotation, cellular component: mitochondrial small ribosomal subunit. The transcript has 2 exons. Gene Ontology annotation, biological process: mitochondrial translation. Gene Ontology annotation, molecular function: structural constituent of ribosome. The record is from RefSeq and is a predicted model, not a curated record.